Messenger RNA from Sorex fumeus (smoky shrew), 3743 nucleotides. RefSeq names its product DAB2 interacting protein (gene DAB2IP). The record is from RefSeq and is a predicted model, not a curated record. The transcript has 16 exons. The coding region runs from base 99 to 3656 and encodes 1185 amino acids. Lineage: Eukaryota; Metazoa; Chordata; Mammalia; Eulipotyphla; Soricidae. Gene Ontology annotation, biological process: regulation of GTPase activity.
GCCCGCCGGGCCGGCCGGAGCGCGCCAUGGGGCCCGAGUGAGCGCGCCCAGGCCCGGCCCGGUGCCCGGUGCCCGGUGCCCGGCGGGCGGGCGGCAGCAUGUCGGCGGGCGGCAGCGCCAGGAAGAGCACCGGGAGGCCCUCCUACUACUACCGGCUGCUCCGGCGGCCCCGGCUGCAGCGACAGAGGAGCCGCUCCCGCAGCCGGACCCGGCCCUCCAGGGAGUCGCCCCAGGAAAGGCCGGGCUCCCGGCGCAGCCUGCCCGCCAGCCUCUCGGAGAAGAGCCCCAGCAUGGAGCCGUCAGCCGCCACGCCAUUCCGGGUCACGGGCUUCCUGAGCCGCCGCCUCAAGGGCUCCAUCAAGCGCACCAAGAGCCAGCCCAAGCUGGACCGGAACCACAGCUUCCGCCACCUCCUGCCGGGGCUCCGGAGCGGCGCGGCGGACCAUGAGAGGUCCCAUCUGAUGCCCAGGCUGAAGGAGUCUCGCUCACACGAGUCCCUGCUGAGCCCCAGCAGCGCGGUGGAGGCGCUGGACCUCAGCAUGGAGGAGGAGGUGCUCAUCAAGCCCGUGCACAGCAGCAUCCUGGGUCAGGACUACUGCUUCGAGGUGACCACAUCAUCCGGGAGCAAGUGCUUCUCCUGCCGGUCAGCCGCUGAGCGGGACAAGUGGAUGGAGAACUUGCGACGAGCAGUGCACCCCAACAAAGACAACAGCCGGCGCGUGGAGCACGUCCUGAAGCUGUGGGUCAUCGAGGCCAAGGACCUGCCGGCCAAGAAGAAGUACCUGUGCGAGCUGUGCCUGGACGAUGUGCUGUACGCCCGCACCACGGGCAAGCUCAAGACCGACAACGUCUUCUGGGGCGAGCACUUCGAGUUCCACAACCUGCCGCCCCUGCGCACGGUCACGGUGCACCUGUACCGCGAGACCGACAAGAAGAAGAAGAAGGAGCGGAGCAGCUACCUGGGGCUGGUCAGCCUGCCCGCCGCCUCGGUGGCCGGGCGGCAGUUCGUGGAGAAGUGGUACCCGGUGGUGACGCCCAACCCCAAGGGCGGCAAGGGCCCCGGACCCAUGAUCCGCAUCAAGGCGCGCUACCAGACCAUCACCAUCCUGCCCAUGGAGAUGUACAAGGAGUUCGCCGAGCACAUCACCAACCACUACCUGGGGCUCUGCGCCGCCCUCGAGCCCAUCCUCAGCGCCAAGACCAAGGAGGAGAUGGCGUCGGCGCUGGUGCACAUCCUGCAGAGCACUGGCAAGGUCAAGGACUUCCUCACGGACCUGAUGAUGUCCGAGGUGGACCGCUGCGGGGACAAUGAGCACCUCAUCUUCCGGGAGAACACGCUGGCCACCAAGGCCAUCGAGGAGUACCUCAAGCUGGUGGGCCAGAAGUACCUGCAGGAUGCGCUCGGAGAGUUUAUCAAGGCGCUGUACGAGUCAGAUGAGAACUGCGAGGUGGACCCCAGCAAGUGCUCGGCCGCUGACCUGCCCGAGCACCAGGGCAACCUCAAGAUGUGCUGUGAGCUGGCCUUCUGCAAGAUCAUCAACUCCUACUGCGUGUUCCCCCGGGAGCUGAAGGAGGUGUUCGCCUCGUGGCGGCAGGAGUGCAGCAGCCGCGGGCGCCCCGACAUCAGCGAGCGGCUCAUCAGCGCCUCCCUGUUCCUGCGCUUCCUGUGCCCGGCCAUCAUGUCGCCCUCCCUCUUCCACCUGCUGCAGGAGUACCCCGACGACCGCACCGCCCGCACCCUCACGCUCAUUGCCAAGGUCACCCAAAACCUGGCCAACUUUGCCAAGUUCGGCAGCAAGGAGGAGUACAUGUCAUUCAUGAACCAGUUCCUGGAGCACGAGUGGACCAACAUGCAGCGCUUCCUGCUGGAGAUCUCCAACCCCGAGACCAUCUCCAACACGGCCGGCUUCGAGGGCUACAUCGACCUGGGCCGCGAGCUCUCCAGCCUGCACUCGCUGCUCUGGGAGGCCGUCAGCCAGCUGGAGCAGAGCAUCAUUGCCAAACUGGGGCCCCUGCCACGAAUCCUGAGGGAUGUCCACACGGCGUUGAGUGCCCCCGGCAACGGGCAGCUGGCAGGGACCAAUGACCUGGCCUCCACACCCGGCUCUGGCAGCAGCAGCAUCUCCGCUGGGCUCCAGAAGAUGGUGAUUGAGAAUGACCUCUCUGGUCUCGUAGAUUUCACCCGGUUACCGUCUCCAACCCCCGAAAACAAGGACUUGUUUUUUGUCACAAGGUCCUCCGGGGUCCAGCCCUCGCCCGCCCGCAGCUCCAGUUACUCAGAAGCCAACGAGCCGGACCUCCAGAUGGCCAACGGCGGCAAGAGCCUGUCCAUGGUGGACCUGCAGGAGGCCCGCGCGCUGGACGGGGAGGCCAGCUCCCCCGCGGGCGCCGACGCCCUCGCCGUGGACGGGCCGGUGGCCGCGGCUCAGCUGGUGGCCGGGUGGCCGGCCCGGGCGGCCCCCGCGAGCCUGGCAGGGCUGGCCACAGUGCGGCGGGCGGGCCAGACGCCCACCACGCCCGGCGCCUCCGAAGGCGCGCCGGGCCGGCCCCAGCUGCUGGCGCCGCUGUCCUUCCAGAACCCCGUGUACCAGAUGGCGGCCGGCCUGCCGCUGUCCCCCCGCGGCCUGGGCGACUCGGGCUCCGAGGGCCACAGCUCCCUGAGCUCGCACAGCAACAGCGAGGACCUGGCCGCCGCGGCCAAGCUGGGCGGCUUCGGCGGUGCCGAGGAGCUGGCGCGGAGGCCCAGCGAGCUGGCGCGGCGGCAGAUGUCACUGACUGAGAAGGGCGGGCCGCCCGCCGUGCCCCGGCAGAACAGCGCCGGCCCCCAGCGCCGGAUCGACCAGCCGCCGCCGCCCCCGCCGCCGCCCCCACCCGCGCCCCGUGGCCGCACGCCGCCAGUGCUGCUCAGCACCCUGCAGUACCCGCGGCCGGCCAGCGGCACCCUGGCCUCCGCCUCGCCGGACUGGGCGGGCCCCGGGGCCCGGCUGCGCCAACAGUCCUCGUCCUCCAAGGGGGACAGCCCCGAGCUGAAGCCGCGGGCCGCGCACAAGCAGGGUCCUUCGCCCGUGAGUCCCAAUGCCCUGGACCGCACGGCCGCGUGGCUCUUGACCAUGAACGCACAGUUGUUAGAAGACGAGGUUCUGGGCCCAGACCCCCCGCACAGGGAUAGGCUAAGGAGUAAGGAGGAGCUCAGCCAAGCAGAAAAGGACCUGGCGGUGCUCCAGGACAAGCUCCGCAUCUCCACCAAGAAGCUGGAGGAGUACGAGACGCUGUUCAAGUGCCAGGAGGAGACGACGCAGAAGCUGGUGCUGGAGUACCAGGCGCGGCUGGAGGAGGGCGAGGAGCGGCUGCGGCGGCAGCAGGAGGACAAGGACAUCCAGAUGAAGGGCAUCAUCAGCAGGCUGAUGUCCGUGGAGGAGGAGCUGAAGAAGGACCACGCGGAGAUGCAGGCGGCAGUGGACUCCAAGCAGAAGAUCAUUGAUGCCCAGGAGAAGCGCAUCGCCUCGCUGGACGCGGCCAACGCCCGCCUCAUGAGCGCGCUCACGCAACUGAAAGAGAGGUACAGCAUGCAGGCCCGUAACGGCGUCUCCCCCACCAACCCCACCAAAUUGCAGAUUACCGAGAACGGCGAGUUCCGGAACAGCAGCAAUUGCUGACCCGGCCCAGGAGGGCCAGGGCCCACGGCCCCAUGUCCCCUCCCCCGCCCGCGGGGCCCGGAGGAGGCGGCCACAGGCGCGAGCCAC